UGGACAAUUUUUUUUAAUUAGUUCUAUCAAUUUCGAAGUCGGAGUUCAAAUUGUAUCAAGAGGAAAAAAAAAGAAGAAAAAAACUCAUGCUCUCAGAUCAACCCUGUAGCAUUGCUUUGAUUCAGUUCAUUCCCUCCCUCUAAUUUCUAACGUUCGAAGCUAGCUCCAAUUGCCAUCGUCUAUAGCAGAAUGUUCUUUCCUCAAGAACGUUGAUAUUCUCUGGGAUCGGUUGCAAAGAUUUUCUGUUGUUCAGUUGUAUAUAUGAGCUGAAGACUUCGUAAUUUGUUCGCUAUUUGUGAUCGCGACUCGAAGCAUUCAAUGUUUCAAAGUUGAAUUUCCAUAUGCAUUUGAAAUUUGCUUCGGUGAGUAGUUUCUGGCUUCGGCCUUGGCAAGAUGUUCGACUCGGAGCGGCUUGUCUCUUUCUUGUUUUCUUCACUCGAAAAUGCGGAAUUGCUCCAAGAUUAUGUUCAGUCUCUAACUGAAGAGAGGGUUGUUGAUGAGAGGUUUUCCCAGAUUCUAACAAAAUUUGAAGAGCCUGAUUGUAUUCAGUUGAUCAAGAUUUAUCUCAAGGAUGUUGAAUCAAUCUUAUCAGAACUUAGUAUCACCAUUGAUUCCAUGGACGGCAAUUUCUGUAAGUUGAGUAUGUUGGCUAACAAAAUAGAGAAGAAAAGCACCCGCAUUGGUGCAGAGCACAUGAAGCUAGCAGCUAUCCAUCUCAUUCAGGCUUGUGAUCAAGGGGACCAGAAAAUUGUCUCCCAAGCUCUUAGUUGGAUGAAGCAUGAAUUCACCAUUACUGAAAACAAAUUUCAGCCAGUUCUUCAGAUGGAACAGAGGAUUUUGAGAGUCAUGAGCAAGCAAAAAUAGAUAGAUAUGGAUAAGAUAGUGUUUGGUUACAUCUUCAUUUGUUUUUCUAAGGUCUUGAAGAUGGGUCAUUAGUUUGAUUAUCAUCUUCCAAGGUAUUUUCAGCUUGUAUCAUUUUGGUAUUAUUACUCUUAUGGGUAAAGUUACCGUCAAGUAAAUAAAAUUGAGGCACCUCCUA
Messenger RNA from Benincasa hispida (wax gourd), 1039 nucleotides. Its product is annotated as histidine-containing phosphotransfer protein 1-like. Gene Ontology annotation, biological process: cytokinin-activated signaling pathway; phosphorelay signal transduction system; phosphorylation. NCBI's taxonomy places the organism in Eukaryota, Viridiplantae, Streptophyta, Magnoliopsida, Cucurbitales, Cucurbitaceae. The record is from RefSeq and is a predicted model, not a curated record. Gene Ontology annotation, cellular component: cytoplasm; nucleus. Gene Ontology annotation, molecular function: protein histidine kinase binding; histidine phosphotransfer kinase activity.